Molecule: messenger RNA, 999 nt
Organism: Choloepus didactylus (southern two-toed sloth)
Lineage: Eukaryota; Metazoa; Chordata; Mammalia; Pilosa; Megalonychidae
Product: olfactory receptor 1086-like
Exons: 1
Coding region: 1-999 (332 amino acids)
Biological process (GO): G protein-coupled receptor signaling pathway; sensory perception of smell
Cellular component (GO): membrane
Molecular function (GO): olfactory receptor activity; G protein-coupled receptor activity; odorant binding
Source: RefSeq, a predicted model, not a curated record
AUGUCAGUGUUACUAUCAGAUUUGGAAACAUGGAGUAUUCAAUUGAAAAAUUUGACAGAAGUCAUCAUGUUUAUAUUGAGGGGCUUCACAGAUAAUAUUGAGUUAAACAUCUCCCUGUUUUUCCUAUUUCUAUCAAUCUAUCUUUUUACUCUGAUAGGAAAUUUGGGACUGGUUUUAUUGUUCAUUGGGGAUUCCCAGCUCCACAAGCCCAUGUACUAUUUUCUGAGUGUGUUGUCAUUCUUGGAUGCCUGCUAUUCUUCAGUUGGCACUCCCAAAAUGUUGAUAAAUAUACUGGCAGAGAAUAAAGCCAUUUCAUUUCUUGGAUGUGCAACACAAAUGUUUCUGGCUGUUACUUUUGGGACAACAGAAUGUUUUCUCUUGGCUGCAAUGGCCUAUGAUCAUUAUGUACCAAUCUACAAUCCCCUUCUGUAUUCAGUUAGCAUAUCAUCCCAAGUUUAUGUGCCACUCAUCAUUGCUUCCUAUGUUGGUGGCAUUUUGCAUGCUACAUUGCAAACAGUGGCCACUUUCAGCCUAUCUUUCUGUGCACCCAAUGAAAUUAAAUGUGUCUUUUGUGAUAUUCCUCCACUCCUCACUAUUUCUUGUUCUGACAUUCACAUCAACCAGCUUCUAGUCUUCUAUGUUGUUGGCUUUAUUGAGAUAACUACUAUGUUGAUAGUACUAAUAUCUUACAGUUUUAUUCUUUUGGCCAUUCUGAGGAUUCAUUCUACUGAAGGGAGGCAAAAAGUCUUUUCCACCUGUGGCUCUCACCUAACUGGAGUGUCAAUUUACCAUGGGACCAUCGUUUUCAUAUAUGUGAGGCCAAGUUCCAGCUAUGCUUUGGACCAUGAUAUGAUAGUGUCUAUAUUUUACACUAUUGUGAUUCCCAUGCUGAAUUCUGUUAUCUACAGUUUGAGGAACAAAGAUGUAAAAGAGGCAAUGAAAAAACUGAGAAAAAUUGGUUCAUCAAUAAAGUACACUUUUGGCAUUGAGUCAAACUGA